This is a messenger RNA of Blepharisma stoltei, 483 nucleotides long. The record is from the annotation of a GenBank genome assembly. Lineage: Eukaryota; Ciliophora; Heterotrichea; Heterotrichida; Blepharismidae.
AUGCAUUUUGAAUUGAAAAACAUUUAUAUGAACUUUGAGAAUAAAGGGGAGAAAUUACAGCAAGCAUUAAACGAGUAUAAAGAAGCUAUCAGAAUUAAUCCAAAUAAUGCAUCUGCAUACAAUGAAAUAGGAGAUAUCUUCUUUAAAGAAAAAAGAAUAGGAGAUGCAAUAAAACAUUACAAUGAUGCAAUUAGAAUCAAUCCAAACGAAGCUCUUUAUUAUAGAAAUAAAGGAGCUGCUCUAGAUGAGUUAGGCAGAAGAGAAGAAGCUAUUGAAUGCUAUAAAGAAGCUAUUAAAGUUGAUCCAAAUUAUACACAUGCAUACAAUAAUAUAGGAAUUAUUUUAGAAAAUGAAAAGAGAUAUGAAUUAGCAGUACAACAUUUUAACGAGGCAAAUAGAAUCAACCCAAACUGUGCAAUUUAUUAUUCAAAUAAAGGAUAUGCUCUAGAUGAGUUAGGCAGGAGAAAGAAGCUAUCAGAUUAA